Molecule: messenger RNA, 252 nt
Organism: Colletotrichum truncatum
Lineage: Eukaryota; Fungi; Ascomycota; Sordariomycetes; Glomerellales; Glomerellaceae
Source: RefSeq, a predicted model, not a curated record
AUGACCGCUGUCCGUCUCGUAGCAUGCAACGAUGGAUUCUACGUCGAAGUCCCAUGCGCCAUUGAUGAGAUGGGGACGCUGGACGCACUCUUGCCAGAGUCUUAUGCUUUUCCCGUCAUGGAAGACCCACUGGAGCCCAUCCACGCGGGGCCAGUCCCAGGACGCCAGGUCCAGGUUCUCCGUAACUACGCCAUAAAAUGUCCGAUCGGCGCCGGUGACAACACAGACAACGUCAACUACGAGGAUGCGUGA